This is a messenger RNA of Drosophila grimshawi, 992 nucleotides long. It is a transcript of the gene kappaTry, whose product is annotated as trypsin eta. NCBI's taxonomy places the organism in Eukaryota, Metazoa, Arthropoda, Insecta, Diptera, Drosophilidae. The record is from RefSeq and is a predicted model, not a curated record. Gene Ontology annotation, molecular function: serine-type endopeptidase activity. Bases 4 to 849 code for a protein of 281 amino acids. The transcript has a single exon. Gene Ontology annotation, biological process: proteolysis.
GAUAUGUGGCGAUCGCUUGUUCACUUGCAAAACAUGAGAAUACUCGGUAAGAGUUUGACUUUGUUGCCGCCGCUGAUGCUGUUGCUGCUGGCUGCGCUCGUUUGGCACACGGAAGCCCAUCCGGAAGGCAGGAUCAUCAAUGGUGCCCAGGUGGACAUAACACGACAUUCGUAUUGCGUUUCAGUGCGCUACCGUCGGAGCAGCAGCUCGCCGUACAUGCACGAGUGUGCCGGAGUGAUUUACUCGGACCGGGGCAUUGUCACGGCAGCCCAGUGUCUGGUUGAUCUGACGCAGGAUACAAAACUCAUUGUGGUUGCUGGUGCCAAUACACGCAAUGGCAGCGAUGGUUUCGUCUAUCCAGCCUCGCGGUGGGUCCAUCAUCCGCAAUAUACACCCAUCACGGUGGACUAUGAUAUUGGUGUCAUCAUAUUGGAUACAUCAUUAGAUUUGACGCAGCACGGCUUGCGAAAGAUCGAGUUGCGUCCGGAACGUCCGGCGACGGGUCGUGAGGCGAUCGUCAUCGGUUGGGGCUAUCGCGAGGAGUGGGGUCCCUCCAGCCCCAAACUGGAGCAGGCACGUGUGCCCAUCGUUAGCUCGGAACAGUGCAAUGGCAUCUAUGGUGCCGGUGAGGUGACGGAGCGCAUGAUCUGUGCCGGAGAUGUAGCCCAAGGUGGCACCGAUGCCUGCCAGGGCGAUACAGGCGGUCCUCUGACGGUAGACGAACAACUUGUGGGCCUCGUCUCGUGGGGUCGCGGCUGUGGCCGGCCGGGCUAUCCCUCUGUUUAUACGUACGCCCCCAGCCUGAAGACGUGGAUCGAGGAUACUCUGAAAUCCGCCGGAGUAUUAUAAAUAGACACAUAUACAUAUAUAUAAAUGCCUACGGCAUGUGCUGAUAGGUGCUAUCAACGAUUGCUUUUAGGCGAUAUGUAUUCAGACUUUGUUUUGCCGAUUUAAUGCCCAUUCAAUAAUAAAAUAAACAAUUUAGUAAUUAA